GAGAGAGGAGGGUCUGGCAGAUCACAACACAGUGAUGAAGUUACACUGACAGUAUCAGGUGAGUUUGAUCAACUCUUCACAUUCACACACAAGUUUAACAUGUUAUUAAUGAGUGAUUUCUCAACUUCAGUUCCCAGAGCAGUUUUAAGUGUUUCUCCACAGAUGUGGUUGACUGAAGGAGAUUCAGUGACUCUGAUCUGUGAGGUUAACGGCUCCUCUACAGGCUGGACAUUCAGCUGGUUCACUGUAACUGCCUCAUCAGGCAACAGAAAUCCUUUUAAGCUGCUCUCAGAUGGCAUUAGAGGAGCUAGAGGAAACUACACUGUCAGUUCUGCUGCUCUGAAUCACACAGGAGUUUAUGUGUGCAGAGCAGAGAGAGGAAAACCAGCCUAUAACACAACCAUCAGCAACACACAGUUAAUAUGGGUCACUGGUGUUUCUCCUCCUGUGUCUCUGAUCAUCAGUCCCAACAGAACUCAACACUUCACAUCUGUCUCUGUCUCUCUGAGCUGUGAGGACCAGAGAGACUCUACUGGAUGGAGAGUGACAAUAUACACAGACAGAUAUGGGCUGGAAGAUUGUUUAUCAGUGUGGGGAUCACAAACAGGAUCUACAUGUACAAUCAGAUCCACCACCCAAUACGACACUGGAGUGUACUGGUGUGAGUCUGAAUCUGGAGAGAAAUAUCAUCCUGUUAAUAUCACUGUACACUUUGAUGUGAUUCUGGAGAGUCCUGUUCAUCCUGUGACUGAAGGAGAUACUCUGACUCUACACUGUUUAUAUCAAAAUACAACACCACCAAACCUCAGAGCUGAUUUCUAUAAAGAUGAAUCACUCAUCCAGAGUCAAACUACAGAGAUGAUCAUCUCUACUGUCUCAAAGUCACAUGAGGGUUUCUACUACUGCAAACACCCAGAGAGAGGAGAGUCACCCAAGAGCUGGAUCUCAGUCACAGUGUUUCAUUCAGAAUCUCAGAUCUCUGUUCUCCACAUACUCAGUUCUGUACUGGCAGUUUCUUCAUAUUUGUUAGUGACAGUCGUGAUGAUUUUCAAAUGCUGCAGGAUGAGAGUUGCAUCUGUUGAAGAGCAAGAAAGUGCAAUUUGAUCUUAAUCUGUUGUGAUGGUGAGAAACUUCAGCUUCAUCCUGGAAUCUCUCAGUAUCUCAGUUCAGACUGAACAUGUUUACUUACUGUUAAAGUCACGUUUUGGGUGUGACUCCUUUUGGCAUCUCACAGUUAAAGUGAACAUGAACCAGCAACACAACUCUUUUGACCUCUGAUUAAAGCAGGAUAUUCAACAAGAAAACAUGUAUUUCAAAGGAAGAACUUGAUUUUAUCCAUCAAGAAUUAAUUGGAUUGUAUAGACAAUACUUUUGCUGAGUGUAUUUUUGUCCUGGUACUUUGGCUGGUUUGGGCCUGUCAUGAACAGCUGGCUCAUAUACUUCAUAUUUUGUGUGAUGGUUGGUUCACGGUAGUGACAGAAAUUAAAUUUGAAGUCCAUUUCCAGAACAAAAAAUUACAGAUCAUUUACUCACCCCCUUGUCCUCCAAGAUGUUCAUGUCUUUCU
Messenger RNA from Labeo rohita (rohu), 1565 nucleotides. RefSeq lists its product as uncharacterized. Gene Ontology annotation, biological process: cell surface receptor signaling pathway. The transcript has 6 exons. Bases 100 to 1104 code for a protein of 334 amino acids. NCBI's taxonomy places the organism in Eukaryota, Metazoa, Chordata, Actinopteri, Cypriniformes, Cyprinidae. Gene Ontology annotation, molecular function: transmembrane signaling receptor activity. The record is from RefSeq and is a predicted model, not a curated record.